Molecule: messenger RNA, 1707 nt
Organism: Nannospalax galili (Upper Galilee mountains blind mole rat)
Lineage: Eukaryota; Metazoa; Chordata; Mammalia; Rodentia; Spalacidae
Gene: Rsrc1
Product: arginine and serine rich coiled-coil 1
Exons: 10
Coding region: 120-1112 (330 amino acids)
Biological process (GO): alternative mRNA splicing, via spliceosome
Cellular component (GO): cytoplasm; nucleus
Source: RefSeq, a predicted model, not a curated record
UCCGCCGCCGCCUCCGCCGGCCGCCCGGACUGCCGGGCUGCUGCGGUCGUCGCGGCCCGGCUCUACGCAGCCCGGCUCCUUGGCCCCGCGCAGCGGCCCGCUCUCCAGCACCUCCCGAAAUGGGACGCCGGUCAUCAGACACUGAAGAAGAAAGCAGAAGCAAGAGGAAAAAGAAACACCGAAGACGGUCAUCAUCAAGCAGUUCUUCAGACAGUAGGACUUACAGCCGCAAGAAAGGUGGAAGGAAAUCGCGGUCCAAGUCCAGGUCUUGGUCCAGAGAUCGUCAGCCUCGUUCACAUUCUUAUGAUAGAAGACGCAGACACAGGUCGAGCAGCAGCUCUUCCUACAGCUCCAGGAGGAAACGAAGCCGAAGUCGUUCAAGGGGCCGAGGGAAAUCCUACAGAGUCCAAAGGUCUAGGUCAAAAAGCAGAGCAAGAAGGUCCAGGUCAAGACCUCGCCCACGUUCCCAUAGUCGAAGCAGUGAAAGGUCCAGUCACAGAAGAACUCGUAGUCGGUCUCGAGAUAGAGAACGACGUAAAGGCCGAGAGAAGGAGAAAAGGGAGAAGGAGAAGGGCAGGGAGUUACACAACCUUAAACGUGGGGAAUCUGGAAACAUCAAAGCUGGAUUAGAACAUCUGCCACCAGCUGAGCAGGCCAAAGCCAGGCUACAGUUGGUCCUUGAAGCUGCUGCAAAAGCUGAUGAAGCAUUAAAAGCCAAAGAAAGAAAUGAGGAAGAAGCAAAGAGAAGAAAGGAAGAAGACCAAAUUACCCUGGUGGAACAAGUAAAAAGAGUAAAAGAAAUUGAAGCAAUUGAAAGUGAUUCUUUUGUUCAGCAGACAUUCAGAUCAAGUAAAGAAACCAAAAAGUCAGUGGAGCCUAGUGAAAUGAAACAUGCAACUCCACCAUCAGGACCAGCAUCAGGAGCCACUGAGCCACCCAGUGUUGAAAAAGAAAUAGACCCCAACAGCAUCCCCACGGCGAUCAAGUACCAAGAUGACAAUUCUCUGGCUCAUCCAAAUCUAUUUAUUGAAAAAGCUGAAGCUGAAGAAAAGUGGUUCAAGAGAUUAAUUGCUCUCCGACAAGAAAGGCUGAUGGGCAGUCCUGUGGCCUGAGUGAUAUGCUUAUAGUUGAAUUGACAGGAGCCUUGAAAGUUUGGGUUUCUAAACACCUGUAUUAACUUUUAUUCGUAAAAAGAAUUCAGUUGAUUAUAUGAACAGGAAAUCUCAUUUAAUUUUCCUUCAUAGAAUAUUUGUUGAUUUGAAUCAAACAUUGUGAAUAGUGAAGCUAGUAUAAAAGUUAUGAAUGCAUGAAAAUUUUACAAUGCUAAUAAAGCAAAUCAAUAAUACCAGUAUUGAGGUGGUACUCAGUAGUGUUUCUCAGUUCAAUUUGAAAGAUACCAAGUUUUUGACUAAAAUUGAUAAUUAUGCACAUAUAGUAGUCAAAUUAUUUGCUAUAAAUACAAUAUUUCAUUUCCCAUGUAUUAUGAAACCUCUCUUAAAUCUUAUUUCACCCUUCUUAAGAUUUCAGGCAUCAUAAAAGGUCCCCUAAGCAAUCUAAGCAAAAUGAGCAUGUGCGAUUUAAAAGAAUGACAUGUUCAUUAAAAGGUUUUCUUAUUGCUGGAUAUGGUGGUGCAUGCCUGAGGGCAGAGGCAGGCAGAUCUCUGUGAGUUCGAGGCUAGCCUGACCAGCUUGGGGCUCUGCAGAGAGA